CUUGUGAUCGCGCUUCGACAGAGAAUUCGACUCCUGCUGGAUCACUGUGCUCCUGUGGUGCAAGACCUGCUGGUAUGUUCACUCUUUUCCAACGGUCUGAUUAACGGUCUGAUUGACGGUCUUAUAAAACGACCUAAUCAACGGCCUGAGGACGGAAACUUAUGGAACUGACGAUGUCAUAGACGCCUGUACCUGCGAGAAAGCAAGUGACGGAGGAAUAAACCCCAACGAAAUAGACUUCACGACCGCGAAGUAAUCAUCUCAAGACAAAGCUUGUACUCUGUACAGACGAACAAUCUCGAACAACCUCAUCAUGAUUCCAGAGCUUUUCUUCCUCUUUCUUAUGCUGAUCGGUGUCCUGAUGUCCAUCUUGGUCUUCGGGUUGAUCACGGUCAUGGAUGCAAUCUCCGGCCGCAUCAAAGACUUUCUCCAGCAGCGAAACCUCGUCCCAACGUCCGUCAUUGCUUUCUGGUAUCCGAAGUCCGUCAUCGAUCUCAUGAAAUCCCUCAUUCUCCUGGUUUGGAUGUCUGUCCUCGUGGGACAUCAGAUAUUGUGCGGAUGCAUCCCAUUUCCUGAUAUCUACUUCGAAGACUUCUUGAUCUGUGUCGCAUCCUCGUACUUGCAACCAGAGAACAUUGUCAAAGUUUUUCCUCCUCUCGUUCAAGUUGCGUGGAUGGGUGUCCGUCGAGUCUGGGGCUACUGGAACUAAGGGCGGGAGUAUUCGGUUGCGG
Molecule: messenger RNA, 731 nt
Organism: Mollisia scopiformis
Lineage: Eukaryota; Fungi; Ascomycota; Leotiomycetes; Helotiales; Mollisiaceae
Exons: 2
Coding region: 314-709 (131 amino acids)
Source: RefSeq, a predicted model, not a curated record